This is a messenger RNA of Saccharomyces mikatae IFO 1815, 1038 nucleotides long. RefSeq names its product Ufe1p (gene UFE1). Gene Ontology annotation, cellular component: endoplasmic reticulum; SNARE complex. The record is from RefSeq and is a predicted model, not a curated record. Bases 1 to 1038 code for a protein of 345 amino acids. The transcript has a single exon. NCBI's taxonomy places the organism in Eukaryota, Fungi, Ascomycota, Saccharomycetes, Saccharomycetales, Saccharomycetaceae. Gene Ontology annotation, biological process: retrograde vesicle-mediated transport, Golgi to endoplasmic reticulum.
AUGCCAAACUUAACGCCAAUAUUUCAGAGGUAUGUUGCCGUCAUUGAUGAAUCUAGAAAAUUACAGGAUGGUAUAGAUGAUCAUGUUGAAGAAAAACAAAAGCACUUGGGGGGUUCUAGUGACAUACAUGAAAUAGUCAACGAUUCGUUCAUAAAAGAAUGUGCUAAGCUAUUGAAGUAUCUCAUCGAAUUAAAAAAAGUAAUAAAACAGAUUGAAAAAAACUAUUUGGACGAUUUGAAUAUGAGUGAUGCAGAAAAAGAUGAGUUUGACAUGGAGUGCCGGCUACAAAUUCAACAGUAUUUUAAAAAAUUUGAAUUUCUGGAAAAUUAUGAAAUGGAAAGGCACAGUUUGUUGUUGAAAAAGUUUCAAUCAAAGCCUCACAGGUGGUCAAGUCUUCUUUCCAAUAAAAAUGACAGCAGUAAACAUGCAAUGCAUCCCCAAGACAUAGAAAAUGGCGUCCAUGAAUUUAGACUAGGUAUCCUUCGCUGUUUAAAUUUGUGGAUAAAAUAUGUUUCUUCUGAAUUCACGACAAUUCAACAAGAGAGGUUGAUAUUAGAGGAUAAGAUGAACUUUAAUUCGACGUCUCUUCCUCCUUUAUCUAACGAUGGAGAUGAUUUUUCUGCUGAUACGAUGGACAUUUCAGUAUCACAGUCUGCUCCCGUAGAGACAGUGCAAGAUGAGGUAAGGCAUUACGAAGAGACGAUAUCCAAGCUAACCCAAGAGCAAUUACAAGUAUUGGAGACAGAACAUUCUGAAUUAUUAAAUCAAAAAAAUGAGCAAUUGAAAAAGGUAGAGACCAUAAAUAAAACAAUCCUAGAUAUAGUCAAUAUACAGAACGAAUUGUCUAAUCACUUAACAGUACAGUCUCAAAAUAUUAAUUUAAUGCUGGAUAAUCAAGAUGACAUUGAGGUGAAUAUUAAAAAGGGAAAUAAAGAACUACAUAAGGCAAAGAGAGCUGCCGGAAGAACUGCCAAAAUGACCACUUAUGGUGCCAUCAUCAUGGGUAUUUUUAUCUUGCUUCUAGAUUAUGUAGGUUAA